Exaiptasia diaphana is the source of this 1612-nucleotide messenger RNA. RefSeq names its product techylectin-5A. Lineage: Eukaryota; Metazoa; Cnidaria; Anthozoa; Actiniaria; Aiptasiidae. The transcript is spliced from 6 exons. The coding region runs from base 72 to 1091 and encodes 339 amino acids. The record is from RefSeq and is a predicted model, not a curated record.
UUCCCUGCGUUAAAAACAAGACAUUUAGAGGUCACGUGAUCARAAGCUUUUACGAUAUCCAAUCACCCAGCAUGCUUGAAUGUCAGGCGAAAUGUUUCCAAGAAAGAAAAUGUGUAUCGUUAAACUUGGGUACCGUGAGAGGGAAUAUCACGACGUGUGAAUUGAAUGACCUCGAUCACGUGACUCACCCAAGUGACGUUAUAUCGAAGAUGGGCUACCAAUACUGUCCUAUUAAGAAUCCUUGUUCUUCAAACCCUUGUUCUAUGGGAAAGCAGUGUAGACCAGAUUUUUACGAGGGAACGUUCCGCUGCUUAGAUCUGGCAUGGAGCCAGUGGGGUGUAUGGUGCAAAUGUCCUACAACUCGGUCCCGAGUACGUAUCUGUCUUAACAAACUUGCGAAGGCGAAGGAAUCAGAUUGUCCUGGACCAAGCCAUGAAAGCAACAAUAGUACUCCAUAUCAAAAAGUUCCCACAAGCUGUGCCGAUGCUUUACAUUGUGGCUGCAUUAUAAGUGGUGUCUACAUUUUCAACGGUACUCUUAAAAUGUUCUGUGAUCAAGAAACCAAUGGCGGUGGAUGGACAGUUAUCCAGAGAAGACAAGAUGGCUCACAAGACUUUUWUCUGGGAUGGCACUACUAUAAGGUUGGCUUUGGUAGUCUAACUGGAGAAUUCUGGUUGGGACUCGACAAGAUCCACCAACUGACCCAACAAAGUCGACACAGUCUUCGUGUUGAUCUGGAAGACACUGCCUAUGCUGAGUACGAUUAUUUUGCUGUGAGUGACGAGUCCGAUUUGUACAAGUUGAGUCUUGGUAACUAUACAGGAAACGCUGGAGAUUCACUCGGAGUGCAUCGCAACCUAUCUUUCACGACCAAAGACCGCGACCACGAUUCUUUUGGUGGGAGGAAUUGCGCUUCUAUAUUCAAAGGAGCAUGGUGGUACAAAGCAUGCCACCUUMACGGUUGCCACYUUACUGGAUUGUACCUCAAUGGUAAAACUUCGGUGUAUGCUAAGGGUAUUGUUUGGAGCUCCUGGAAGGGGUAUUACUACUCUGCUAAAACAGCUGAAAUGAAGAUUCGACCAAUUAACUGAGCGCUUUCCUAUGAUUAGACAGUUGAAUAUGCGGACCAGAUUACAGCUUCAAUUUAAAACACCUGCAAGUAGAGUUAUAUUUAAGCGCUAUGAAAAUCAGUAGAACAAAAAAAUAAUGCUCAACUUUGAUGGAGAUCUGAAUGACAAGUAUACUUUCACUUAUUCUUGCCAACAUCUUUAUUAAUGCAUUCUUCCUGAGCACUUCGUCACCAUUCCAGCACGAGCACCCAAGAUCUUCAAGAGAUGUAUUGACGSUUGUUUCUCAACUCGAUGAGCCAGUUGUUACUAUGACAACAUCAUGACAUGGUGAAAGAGAUAGUUAUAUAUCCACUUAGCUCUACUGCAUGCUGUAAAUUAUAAUGCGCAUGUAUUUGUAUAAAGGUUGUGUUUGUAUGGGUUGUACAAACGGGUAUUGGACAAUUUAACCCCCUUUUCAUCUAAUGAAGUCAUAUUUCCUUAAGGARAWAAAUUGUUAGUUUCUUGGUUAGUCCCAAUAGGCAAUGUGCAGCGAAGACAUUUUG